AUGACGUGUUGCAUUUAUGAUGGUCGCACUGUCAGCUUGAUAAUUGGAAUUCUUGUGUACUUAUAUGCAACUGAUCCAAGAAGAAUACCUGGCAAUCGCCUUCUUGACGAAGACGACUAUGAGAGGUUGCAUUUAUCAAGCAAAGAUGUUCUUCCUCCGCCUUCUAUCUGGAGGGAUUCUUGGGUGGCAACAAGAUAUGUUAUGAAAGUGAAGACAUUUCAGAUCAUUGUCCUGCAAGGGAUCAUUGGCUCAUUGCCGUGGACUGCUAUAGUUUUCUUCACAAUGUGGUUUGAACUCAUUGGUUUUGACAAUAAAAGCUCGGCAGCACUGAACAGCCUCUUCGCCAUCGGUGCCUUCAUGGGCAUCCCGUUUUCUUCGAUCCUCCUCACAGUCAUCCCCCAGUCAGUUGACUACUGGUACGCCUUCGCGGUCACGCUUUUCUUCAUGGGCAUCACGAUAAGCUGGUGCGCCACCUCGGCAAACAACCCUAUGUUCGCUGAGGUGGUCCCUCCCAAGCACCGCACCAUGAUCUAUGCCUUCGACCGUGCAUUCGAGGGCUCAUUCGCCUCGCUGGCUGCCCCCGCUGUGGGCCUAGUCACCGAGAAGAUUUAUGGCUACGAUACCAAGACUGUGAACCUUGCGGAAGGGGCGUAUGCGCUCUCAAGAGGGCUGCUGACCAUCCAUGAUGAUCGUGCCUUUCGGCGUCUGUGUCCUGUUCUACAGCCCCUUGUACCUUGUGUUCAAGCACGACAGAGAGAACGCGAAAUUAACCAGCUUCAAGGAGCAGGAGCUAGUGUGAUGAUAUGA
Messenger RNA from Miscanthus lutarioriparius, 807 nucleotides. Lineage: Eukaryota; Viridiplantae; Streptophyta; Magnoliopsida; Poales; Poaceae. The record is from the annotation of a GenBank genome assembly.